Molecule: messenger RNA, 1948 nt
Organism: Hydra vulgaris (swiftwater hydra)
Lineage: Eukaryota; Metazoa; Cnidaria; Hydrozoa; Anthoathecata; Hydridae
Source: RefSeq, a predicted model, not a curated record
UACAAAUUUUUAUUUUCCGUAUUUCAAUCUAUGUAGCCGCAUGUACCUUGCAUGACUUGCACUGUUGGAUAAAGCGAGAUCUAUAAAAUGAGCAGUCACUUUAAACGUUGUAAGAAAGAAGAUAUUGUAGCAAAGUAUGUAAACGCUAAACAAGAUCAAGAGGGGUUUUUAUUAGCAAAAAUUAAUGAUAAAAUAGGAUUUGGUGUAUUUGCUAAUUCAAAUUUUGAUAAAGGAUCUUUUUUGCUUGAGUACAGAGGUAGGAUUUUUAAAUAAUUAAAUUUCGUGCUGUCCGAUUUGUCUUGCGUGCACGAUUUAAAAUGGCAUGUGGGUGAGUGCAAAAGCGCUUGCCAAAUUAAAAAGGAAAAUAUGCAAUUUUUUUAAUAUGAUACGUUUUCUGAUUUAUGUUGAGUAAAAUAAAUUGUUAUUUUCUAAUCGAUUAAAACCAUAUUUAUAAGAAAUUUUUAUUUAAUUUGCCUUAUUUUGUGUUAUAUUAUUCAAAUAAAAAUUUAAAAGUUUAAUUUACUACGUGCUUGCCUUGUAAGCAAUAGAUUCUGAGUUUGACUACCACCACGUCCCACAGUGCUCAACAUAUUUUCUCUGCACAGCAGAUUAUUCAUCAAGUUUUUUUUCGUAGUAACAGUUAAGAGCAGUAAUAGGAAUCUUAUAAAAUAAGUAUUCUUUUUGACUGAAUUUUGGGAGCUAUAUUAUUAGAUCGAUGCUAUUGACCAGCUGUUAUUUUGAGCGCUCAAAUAGUGAUAUGGUUUUUUUAUUUACUUUUUUUUUUUCAAUAAUUUUGUCUUAUUUCUCAUGUCUGCACUAUGGAAAAUCUAAAUAAGAAAAGCAAGCUUUUAAUAAUUUUAUUUUUAUAAAUAUUUUAUAUUUAUUCUUAAUUAUAUUUAUCAAUUUAUAAGUUGAAAUAUUUUUAUCACUAAUAAUAUACUAGUAUUUUUUUAAUAUAUAAAAUUGUCCAUUAUCUAAUUUUUAAGGAGAGAUUAUUUCUGAAAGAGAAGCAGCCACCAGACUUAAAACUUAUGAAAAAAAUGAAAUUGGGUGUUUUAUAUGUCAUGGAAUUAAAGAUGUGUAUGGUAAAUCUGUAUGUAUCGAUGCUACUAACCAGGUGGACUCGCUUGGAAAAAUGGUGAAUGACUCACCAAUAAAUUUUGCUAACUCAAUAAUGAAGAGAAUUGUUAUUUCAAGUUGUGUCCAUCUCUGCCUGUUUGCUUUAAAGUCUAUUGAUAUAGGGACAGAAAUUAGGUAUGAUUAUGGUGAUCAUGAUGAAUUGAUGCAUUGGAGAAAGCAGAAAUCAUCGUGGCAUCCUUAUACUCUAGCUCAACUAACACCAGAAAAUAAUAAAAUUUUGGAAGUUUCUAAAUUUAAUGAAAGUUUACCCCAUUCAACUCCAAAGAAGUCAUCAUGUAAUCCUUAUACUCAACCAACAUCAGAAAAUGAGGAAAUGUUUAGAGUUUCUAAAUUUAAUAAAAGUUUAAACUCCUCAACGCCAAAGGUUGAUUUUGAAGUUUCAUCUUCUUCAAAAUGUUUAGCAGAUAUAGUAGAUUUGGAUUUUUAUGAUUCAGAUUCCAGUAUAGAAUAUCUACCGUCAUCACUCAAUAUUUUGCUAGCUAAUGCAACUCAAGUAAAAGAUAAUUUCAACCAUAAAAGUGAUUUAGAAACAGAACUUUUGCCGUCUGUGCUUAAUUGUAGUGGGUAUAAAACCCAUGCACCAAUUGAUAGUUUUGGUACAACAUUAGAUGACUCUUCGGUUGUUGCAACUUAUGGUGAUGAUUCCUCAGAAGAAUCAGUUGAAUUCAAUAAUAAUGAUUCUUUAACAGAAAGAGGUUUUUUAAAUAAAAAUAUAGAAACAAUUUGUUUUCAAAAGACUUUUAAAAAUAAGAAAGAUUCUUUAAUAGAAAUGAAAUCUAAAAAUGAAUUCUUAGAGAAAAAGUAAAAA